Molossus molossus (Pallas's mastiff bat) is the source of this 3891-nucleotide messenger RNA. RefSeq names its product EvC ciliary complex subunit 2 (gene EVC2). Gene Ontology annotation, cellular component: ciliary membrane; plasma membrane protein complex. Lineage: Eukaryota; Metazoa; Chordata; Mammalia; Chiroptera; Molossidae. The record is from RefSeq and is a predicted model, not a curated record. The coding region runs from base 1 to 3681 and encodes 1226 amino acids. The transcript has 20 exons. Gene Ontology annotation, biological process: smoothened signaling pathway.
AUGGGCGCGGCGGCCGCCCCGGGGCGCGCCGCUUGGGUGCUGGCGGGGGGCCUCCUGGCCGCCACCCUGGCGCUCCCCGCCGGGCCCGGGGGCCGGGGCUGGCUCCCCGUGGGCCCGAGUCCCCUCCGGCGAGCCCUCGGCGCGCAGGCGCCCCCGGAUCCCCCCGCUGCCCCCGGGGCGGGGCCCGAGCGGACCGCGCAGUUUGGAGACGUUUCGAGAGAUGGUCUAGGAAGCACCGCACACGGGGUGAUUUUUCAGAAGUGCGCAGUGGUGUCCGGGCUGAGGGUGGCGCAGACGGCUCAGGUGCACCUGCUGGUGAACAACACCCAGACACCUGCGGCAGCCAACCUGUCAGACCUGCAUCUGCUCGACAACAUCACGGGCCUCAUCCUCCGGGAGUCGGCUGGGAACAGGACCUCGGCGGGGUUCCUGGCUUUCAGGAAGAAGUUUCUGCCAGUUGGAGACUCCUUCUCGGUCAGCUACACAGCCUCGCUGGAGGCCGGAGCCGCUGGGCGUGGAGAGACCCUGAUGCUGCCGGCCCUGCUCACCUUUCAGAGCUCGUCAUCGAACAGAACGCAGCUGAGAGCUCUCUUCACCAUCACAGCAGAGGAGAAGGUGAAGGUUCUACCAAACCAUGGACUUCAUGCAGCCGGCUUCUUCGUGGCCUUCAUCUGUGGCCUUGUGCUGAGCUGGGUCACGCUUUUCUUCGUAGUUCGAUAUCAGUGUUUGAAGGGAAGCACGUUCACCAGACAUCGGGUUCAGCAUCACGAGAGCAAGCUGGAGCACUCGCAGGUCACGUCCGCCGACGGUGUGAAUGAACAGCUCGCCCUGAGUGACCAGAUGGUAGACGUUCUGUCCUCGGAGGACCCCGGGAGCAUGCGGCAGGCCUUGGAAGAGUUGGAGAUUGCAACCCUGAGUCGGGCAGACUCGGAGCUGGAGGCUUGUCGGACCCAGAUCAGCAAGGACGUCAUCGCCCUUCUCCUGAGGGAUCUGACCAGCAGGGGCCACCUCUCCCCUCAGGUAGAGAGGAGGAUGAGCGCUGUUUGCAAAGAGCAGUUUCUGAUGCUGGAGAAAGAAAUACAAGAGGAGUGUGACCGGAAGAUGGUGGCACUGACGGCUGAGUGUGACCUGGAAACGAGGAAGAAGACGGAAAACCAGUACCAGAAGGAGGUGGCGGUGAUGGAGGAGGUGGAGGAGCUGCUGAAACGUGUCAGCGAGAGGUCCGCCGUGGAGUGCAGGAGCCUCCUGCGGACCCUGCACGGCCUGGAGCAGGAGAACCUGAGGAGGACGCUCGCCCUGCAGCAGGAGGAGGACUUCGCCAAGGCUCACAGGCAGCUGGCCGUCUUCCAGAGAAACGAGCUGCACGGCAUCUUUUUUGCCCAGAUAAAAAGUGCCAUCUUCAAAGGAGACCUGAGGCCAGACGCAGCUAAGAUGCUGCUGCAAGAUUACGCUAGGAUACAGGAGGACGUAGAAGAGUUAAUGGACUUUUUCCAGGCCAGUAAGAGGUACCAUCUGAGUAAGAGAUUCGGCCACAGGCAGUACCUGGUCCAGAACAUACAGUCGUCAGAGACCCGUGUGCAGGGGCUUCUGAGCACGGCUGCUGCGCAGCUGACCCUCCUCAUCCAGAAGCAUGAGAGAGCCGGGUACUUGGAUGAGGAUCAGGCGGAGGUGCUGUUGGAACGGGCUCAGACAGAAGUCUUCUCCAUCAAACAGAAGUUGGACAAUGACCUAAAGCAGGAGAAGAAGAAGCUCCGUCAAAAACUAAUAAUUAAGAGAAGACGGGAGAUGCUGCUCAAGCACAAGGAGCAGCGGAGGGAGCAGCUGUCCAUCGUCGGGGAAGCCUCCCGGGCCGCGGAGGACGCGGGCCAGUACCUGGCCCAGUGGCGGCGCCUGGUGGCGGACCACAGCGCCGCCCUGGAGGAGCUGCAGGAGCGCCUGGACCAGGCGGCCCUGGACGACCUCAGGGCCCUGACGCUGUCGCUGUUCGCGAAGGCCACCGAGGAGCUGCGGCGCCUGCAGCACUCCGCCAUGACGCAGGAGCUGCUCAAGCGCGGGGUGCCCUGGCUCUUCCUGCAGCAGAUCCUGGAGGAGCACAGCAAGGACAUGGCCGCCCGGGCCGAGCAGCUCGAGGCCGAGGAGAGGGACAGGGACCAGGCGGGCGUCCAGAGCGUGCGGCAGAGACUGAAGGACGACGCAGUGGAGGCCGCGGCGGAGGAGCAGGCAGAGCUGCGACACUGGGCGCGCGGGGUCCUCACGAGGCUCUGCUCCUCGGCCUUCUCUCUGUCCGAAGAGGAGCUGCUCAGGACGAGGCAGGACGCGCACGGCUGCUUUGCGCAGAUGGACAGGAGCCUGGCCCUCCCCCGGGUCCGGGCCCGCGUCCUGCUGCAGCAGCUCCGCACUGCCUGGCGGGAAGCAGAGUUCCUGAAGCUGGACCAGGCCCUGGCCGUGCCCGAGCUGCAGCAACAGUCCAGGGCGAGAAAGCCGCGCACCAAGAGUAAAAGCAAGAUCGACCUCCUGAGGAAGUGCAUCGAGGAUAAAAUCCAGCUCUUUGACGAGCCAGCCCCUGAAGACCUGGUUGAGAAGGUCCGAGGUGAGCUGCUGAGGGAGAGAGCGCAGCAGCUGGAGGCCCAGGAGGGCCGCGUCGCGGAGUCCCUGGUCUCCCUGCAGUUCCAGAAGGCGGCCAGGAUGGCCCAGACGCUGUGGGCGUACACUGCCCUGCUGAGCAUCCAGGACCUGCUCCUGGAGGAGCUGAGCGUGUCCGAGACCCUGAGCAAGUCAGCCUGCGCCCAGAUCCUGGAGUCACACGGCCCCGAGCUCCAGGAGCUGGAGAGGAAGCUGGAGGAGGAGCUGGCCCACCAGGAGGCGGCCCAGCUGCAGCAGGCCCUGGCCCGUCGGCAGCAGUGGGCAGGAGACGGGCCCGGGCUUCUGAAGGAGCCUGGGGACACGGAUGCUGAAAGGCAGGUCUCCGUGGUCCUGCGGCAAGCCCUGAGCAAGAGCCAGCAGCUGCUGGAGCACCAGCAGCAGAGUUUGCGAGAGGAGCAAGAACACAGUGUCGUGCUUGAGGACCUGCUGGAGAGCAUGGAGGAGGACGCCUUUGUGGCCCUGUACAGCCAGGAGCUGAGGCUGGCCUCGUACCUGUCCAAGCUGACGAUGGUGCCGCCGGGCACACUGCGCCGCCUCCUGAGCGUGGCCCUGCCCGAGGCCUCGCAGCCGGAGCUGCUGGCCGUGCUGGAGUCGGUCAGCCAGAAGCAGCCGGACCACGCGGCGGACAGUGACGGCGGGGAGCAGGCCGACCUGGGCAGGAGGGGGAGACGCCAGGGCUGGUGGCGGGCCCUGGAGAGCAGUCUGCGCGGAGAGCUGGCAGGCAGAGGCUUGGAGAGGAUGCGGAGGGCCCGCCAGAGGAAGGAGAGCGUACUGAAGAAGACGUGUCCCCCUCUCAGGGAGAGGAUGGCGUCCUCUGGGAAAGGGGGGUGGCCACACCUGUCCCUGGAGCCCAGCCGGGAACUGGUUCCCGUGCCCAUUGUAGAGGCAGAGAGCAUCGACUUACUGAACACCGGCGAGAAGCUCUUUAUAUUCAGAAACCCGAAGGAGCCGGACAUCUCGCUGCACGUCCCUCCCAGGAGAAAGAAGAAGAACUUUCUGAACGCCAAGAAGUCCGCCUGGGCCUCGGGCCUGGGCUAGCCGUAAGCAAAGUACCAGGGAGUCGGGGACAGAAAGAUGUGUGUUCCCCUGCCCACCUGUGUGUGUUUGCAAUGUACAACCUGCCAGUACGUAUCGCACACGGAAGACAGACACACCAACGGGGGUCCUUCCCUACUCUCCCGGACCCUGUUUACUGUUCUCAUGAGUUUGCAGGUGGCCCCUCUCUUUGGCAUCACAGGGAUGUAAUGA